Molecule: messenger RNA, 3997 nt
Organism: Pygoscelis adeliae (Adelie penguin)
Lineage: Eukaryota; Metazoa; Chordata; Aves; Sphenisciformes; Spheniscidae
Gene: TMEM47
Product: transmembrane protein 47
Exons: 4
Coding region: 1-408 (135 amino acids)
Biological process (GO): cell-cell adhesion
Cellular component (GO): cell-cell junction
Source: RefSeq, a predicted model, not a curated record
AUGCCCAAACGAAUUGUAAAGAACUGUCGGUUUCAGUCAGUUACCAGGUGUGUUACAAUUCCCAUUAAAGUCAACGGGAAGGCUCCUGACUGGCAGAUAGCUACUCUGGCUUUGCUGUUGGGCGGUGCUGCCAUCAUUCUCAUAGCUUUCCUGGUUGGGUUGAUCUCUAUCUGCGUGGGGUCUCGGAGGCGGUUCUACAGACCAGUUGCAGUCAUGCUCUUUGCUGCAGUUGUUCUUCAGGUGUGCAGCUUAGUCCUUUACCCAAUCAAGUUCAUCGAAACGGUCAGCUUGAAAAUAUACCAUGAGUUCAACUGGGGCUAUGGCCUGGCUUGGGGUGCAACUAUAUUUUCAUUUGGGGGUGCCAUUCUUUAUUGCCUGAACCCUAAGAACUAUGAAGACUAUUACUAGAAUCAUUUAAUGAAAAGAAAAAUAACAAAAGGAUUACCCCAUCUUUUCUAGCUCACAGUUUUUUUAGAACACUUGUGGAGCACCAAACAGUCUGCUCUGUUGAUAAAAUAGCCUUUGCCUUUUGGGUGUGAACACUAUAACCAGCUUUUACAACCAUUUAAAAGAACCGCAAACACUAGGAUUGCUGAUCUUACGUAGGCAGAUGCUGCAAGCUGCUGAUACACAAGCUUCAUUUUUCCUGACAACAAGCAAAAGGAUCUACGUGACAGCGAUCAUUGUGAGAAAACUAGUUGGAAUGAGAAUGCAACGCCAGCAUCUGCUAUUGCCUUCAGGGGAGCAGCUGGUAUAGGCUCCAUUUAGAAGUUUCCCUGCAUCAUAGAGGAUUCAAAUGUCUGAUAAGCAGGCAAUGGCAUCUUGUACAAUAGGCUGUGUUGGCCCCUUGUUACUUGCUCAAAAAAGCUCUUAAGGAAUUAGUUGCAAGUGACUGUGUUGAGGGCAGUGACUGUAACUGGUUAAUGACUUGUCCAAUAUCUGCAUUCAACAGUCUUCUGGGAGAAUAAUAAUAAAAAAAAAAAAACAAGCCACCAACCACACAGGAUUUCAUGAAUUGGUAAAUGACAUCACCGUGCCAGCUGUAGCAGAUUGUUGAAGGAAGUCCAAACCCGGAGACAUGUGCUUCUGACUGUGUAGUUGGAAGCUGUCUCAGCUCUGAGUAUUUUGCUGGGAGGGUGGAGAUAAGGGGGAGUAGAAAACGACCUCAUCUGUCCCCGAGGCAUCUAAAAUGCAUGAAUGAAUUGCAGUUGUCCUAAGUACCCAUUUAACUUCCGAACAUCGUCAUGAAAAGAGUGCAUAUGGAACAAGUUCAGUUAUAUUUUUGAAAGGUAUUUGUUAGUAUAAAUGAAUAUAUAUAAUACAAAUAUAAAUGCAGAGGGAGAGAGACGAUUCAUCUUAAAAUUGUAAUAUGAGCUGUGAUGCAGUGGUUAAAAUACUAACUUUGUACGCAUUCUUGAGAGUCUUGGAUUGAUACCCCAAUUUUGGUUGGUGUUACAAAAUAAACAUAAAAUGGUUUGUCUUCUGUAUAUGCCCUUGUACAGACUCUGUGUUACGGGAAAUGCUUAAAAGUUCACAUCAAUUUAAGGUAGAACUGGACAAAAUAACUACUUGCUAUUCCAUGUGUAAUCUAGUACUUACUAAAAAAUGUUUUCUAAGGCUGUUGCAAAGACAAAACUGCCAUUUUUUUAAAAUCUAGUUAGGUUGUGAGUGUCUCUGAUCAUCAAGAAUACAGCUGAGACCCCAUCGUGUCCAUAUUAAAACAUUAGCACUUCAGGAGGUAAUCUCUUGUUUUUAAAAGCUGAGUUUAUAAUGGACUGGCUGAUGAUUAUGUAUGUCUAAUUACUCCUUGCUUAGUAUGUUUCCUACUUAAAACAUCCAGAGACUGUACACAUGAAAUGAAACCCAAGAUAAAAUAGGGAGAACUUUCACAUGAAUUUAAUCCGCAUCACUUUUAUUUUUGUUUACGAUUUGCUUAUUUGGAUAUUUUCAAUUAAUUAUGAACAUAUUUUUAUACAAUUCUAAUCUUUAGAAAUAACUAUUUUUUUUAACGGAGAAAUUUAAAAUAUAUUCUGCGUGGACCUCUGCAAAAGCAGAUAUGCUGGGGCUGCACAUCCACCUCUACACAAAUGGUUUUGCUGGUUCCACGGAAAAGAUUGCUGAAUUACUCGAUGUUAGGACUGCAUCUACAGUGCUAAUGCUUGUGCCACCGUUGACAGGGUGCAGAGGUUCUGCAAUGACCGUGGGACCACAGGACUGCCUUUAGGUGGUUGUUGUGAAAGUACUGCUGACGUACGGAGAUGGUUUCCAAAACUCUGGGGCUUUCUGGAGUUAAAUCUUUAAUACCAUGGCAGCAUUCAUAUCGGCAGCCUUUCCAGGAUCAGUGGUGAUUAAUUAGAUGAGACGGAGCAAAAUGAUAGCUUGACUUGGAAGGGAUUUUAUGGCAAUGCCUGGAGAACAAAAAGGAUGGGAGGAAAAAUUAUGUCCACUUGUUUCACAAGCGCCAGAGAGCGUUUGUAACUCUGCUUUUUUUUCCUGAGACUGACUUAAGGCGGAUAUUCAGUAUAUAGUUAAUUCUGUAUCUUUCUGAACAGCUGUGUAGUUCUGCUUUUAUUUAGCAGCAUGGAGAACAUUGUAGUUUGGCAUGGGAAUUAGGUUAACGUAGAGAAGCCCACUGUGAUAAGAUUUCUGUACCUUUCUAGGAGGAUGGUGUUUUGGUGCUGACAUUGCAUGGCACUUCGCCUAUGCUAACAAGAAGGUACAGUGCUGAACCCAUAUCGUAUCUACUGAUUUAUCAAGUAACUUUUCUUUAUGUAGAGUUUGAGCAAAAACAACUAUCAGGCGUAAGGCAUACGCAAAUUAGUGGCAUGCACUCUGAAAGUCACCCGGCUCUUAAUAUGAAAGACAUUCAGGCAAAAAAAUCUACAAAUGUGAAUGCCUGAAGACAAGGUUCUUCAUUCAUAUUUGAGUCAGAGAUCUGGUUUUCAGUCUCAACACCUGCUUUUCCUCUUGAAGAUAAUGCAAUCUAUUAGGACACACCUCAAACUCCUCAGGUCCUUUGCAUUUGGGCAUCUAAUAUGGGUUUAGGUACCUACCUUUAGCUUAUGUUGCUACUGCCGUUUCUUUUUUUCCCCCUUUACCGUUGCCAGUUUUGGCAAGCAUUCUGUUUCUCAGCACUGAACUAAAAGUAAAUACAACAUUACGCUGAUUUUUUUUUUUCUAGCCACAGAAAGGAUACACAUCUGUGUCUUGAGUGUAUGUAUGACAAAUUAAUCAUUUUGUAUGUUGUGCUUAUGUCAUGCCACCAUUAUUUCAUUUGUUUGGCUUUCUCUCACUGGCAGGAUGAUUCUCUCACACAAAUCCAUUGUUUUUCUUCCAAAUACGUAUGAAUAAAUAUAUAUAUAGCAAACUUGCAAGCAGGGCUAGUUAUUUGUAUUUUUUAAGCUUAAAGUAUACCGUCCGGUGCUGACAAGUACCUAGCACCUCUUCUGGAUUUCUUGCACAACUUCGUUUAGCUUUUGUAAAUUUUAAAAACAAAUAUAGAGAGACCUAUGUGUUUGAAAUAUAAAUGAUAUAUAUGGAUUAGCAUGUAACUGUAUAUUAUUAAACAUGCAAUGAACUGACUGGUAAGUGAAGUCUAAUCUUAUGGCUAGCAAUGUAAUUUAUUCAGACUGUAUUUUUGUACAGAGCAGUGCACACUAACCUAUUGCCUCUGUGUCCUCUAUAAUGCCUAAAACUGUGCCUAGAAAUUUCAUUUCUGUCUUUAAAGGAAAAAAAAAGACAACUAAAUGCUUCAUGUUGUUGAUGGUUUUUCUGAUGUUGUUCUUUAUUUAUUUUUGAGAAGUGUAUGGUAUGUUUGUUAAAUGAAUCCAUCAAAAUAUGGUUCAUUUUAAAUGGUCAUUGUUAGCAGGGAAAGACACGUUUUUUUAUCAAGACUUCUGAGUUUGCAGUUUUAAUAUCAUUUCUGCAUUUCACAAUUUUUGUAGCUUACAUGAAGUUAUAUGUGAAAAAGUAACUGAAAUAAAAAAAAUUGUUACAC